This is a messenger RNA of Synchytrium microbalum, 708 nucleotides long. RefSeq lists its product as uncharacterized. Bases 1 to 708 code for a protein of 235 amino acids. NCBI's taxonomy places the organism in Eukaryota, Fungi, Chytridiomycota, Chytridiomycetes, Synchytriales, Synchytriaceae. Gene Ontology annotation, molecular function: SNAP receptor activity. The record is from RefSeq and is a predicted model, not a curated record. Gene Ontology annotation, biological process: vesicle fusion; endoplasmic reticulum to Golgi vesicle-mediated transport. The transcript is spliced from 6 exons. Gene Ontology annotation, cellular component: Golgi medial cisterna; cis-Golgi network; SNARE complex.
AUGGCUAGCUCUUCAUCGCAAUGGGAGGUGCUCAAAAAACAAGCUCGUAGUCUCGAACAAGAGAUUGAAAAUAAGCUUGUUGGAUACUCAAAGCUGGGAAGUGCUGGUGUCGCCUCCUCUUCUGGAGGUGGUAAUGGCCAAAUGGGUGGGUUUGAUGCUGCAUUUGCUCUCGAGGAAGAGAUUGACGACUUGCUUAAGAGAUUGACACAAGUCGUGAAUGUUAUGAGUUCCGUUUUAGACAAUCCACCACCAUCCAUACCCUCCAAUCCUUCAAUGAUGCACAAUUUACAAAGGCAUCGAGAUAUACUCUUCGAUUACGGCAAAGAAUUCAAAAAGACCAAAUCCAAUAUUACGUCUGCCAGAGAACACGCAGAGCUUUUGAAUUCUGUUCGAGACGAUAUAAGUUCCUUCAAGUCAUCGCGUUCGCCUGAAGACUUUUUACUAUCAGAACGCAACAAAAUCGACAACUCUCACAACAUGGCUGAUAUCGUGUUAGAGCAAGCAUAUGAAACGAGGAGCAACCUGUCUAGUCAGAGGGCGAGUUUGCUUGGAACACGUGGGAGAAUGGGAGGUGUUUUGUCUCGGUUUCCAAUGAUCACGUCGCUGAUAUCCAAGAUUAAUACCAGAAAACGACGAGACUCUUUAAUAAUGGCUGGUGUUGUCGCUGCUUGUAUCAUCUUCUUGAUGAUGUAUUGGUUGAAUAGGUAA